AAUCACAUAAUUUGUACAACCCAAAAGCAAAUAACCAUGGCUCACCAUAUCUGUUUCCUUUCCUUGCUCCUAAUACUAGCCGCAGCGCCCCUUCGUGGCACCCAUGCAGUCGACUACGUCGUCACCAACAACGCGGGAACAAGCCCCGGCGGCGUCCGCUUCAACAACGACAUCGGAGCUGAGUACAGCAGGCAAACUCUGAUCUCCGCCGCCGACUUCAUCUGGAGGGUAUUCCAGCAAAACGCAGCCGCAGAUAGGAACAGCGUGGACAAAGUCAGCUUGAUCGUUGAAAACAUGGACGGCGUCGCAUUUGCUAGGGGCAAUGAGAUCCACGUCAGCGCAGGCUACAUAGCUGGCUACUCAGGCGAUGUGAAGAAGGAGAUCACCGGUGUGCUUUAUCACGAGUCAACGCACGUGUGGCAAUGGAAUGGGAACGGUCAAGCCCCAGGGGGUUUGAUUGAAGGCAUUGCUGAUUACGUGAGGCUCAAAGCAGGGUAUGUGCCAGGCCAUUGGGUUCAGCCAGGUCAGGGGAACAAGUGGGACCAGGGGUAUGAUGUCACUGCUAGGUUUUUGGACUAUUUGAAUGGCCUGAGAAAUGGGUUUGUGGCAGAAUUGAAUAAGAAAUUGAGGAGUGGUUAUAGUCCUAAUUAUUUUGUUGAUUUGCUGGGGAAGAACGUUGAUCAGCUCUGGACUGAGUACAAGGCCAAGUAUGGAAACUAGAUAACAUUAAGGGCGUGCAGGCCAAGGGCUGAUUUAAGGGAAUAAAUUGUUGUAUUAUUAAUAAAUAAAUUGUCUUAAUAAGAAUAUGCAUGAUUUAUAUA
Prunus mume (Japanese apricot) is the source of this 821-nucleotide messenger RNA. RefSeq lists its product as uncharacterized. NCBI's taxonomy places the organism in Eukaryota, Viridiplantae, Streptophyta, Magnoliopsida, Rosales, Rosaceae. The record is from RefSeq and is a predicted model, not a curated record.